AGAAAGAAGAAGAAAUAAUGAAGCAUUGAAUUCAUUUGAAUAUUUUAGUUGUUUUUACAGAUUUUUUCUCAACGAUCAAAUGAAUUAAAAACCCCACCUCCCUUCCACUUCCACCUACUGUUACCUCUAAAACGCUGUCGUUUUUCAAGUACACCUGCUACUCCAUUUACAGUGCCGAUUUUACAGGUUUUCUGCUUCCUCUAGACAAAAUAGUUUCUGGGUCUUGUGGAAUUUUGUGGAAUUUCAAGCUUUCACUGUCUAGCUUAUCUGGGUUUUGUUCAAAAUUGGAUUUUGAGAAAUGGGUAAUACUAUGUGCAUGACGAAGAAGGAGAUAAGAGAAGCUGGGAAAAAUGGAAUUGGGUCGAGGAGUAAGAGGAUGGAGAGAUCAAAGAGGAGGUCAUUAUUGGAAGAGGAGUUGCUUCACAGGCAAGCUUUGUCUAUGGCAAUUCAGCAGCAUCAGUUGUCUCAAAGAUUUGAUGGGUCUAUUUCUAGGCGUGUCGGAUCCACUAGCUCUCGCCGUCGCAAUGAUUUGACAGACCAGCUUACCAAUUCCAAACAGUUACCAGAAUUUUUGGAGAACAUCAAAACAAAGAAAAUUGUUUUGAUACAUGGAGAAGGAUUUGGAGCUUGGUGUUGGUACAAAACUAUUGCUCUGUUGGAGGAAACAGGAUUGGUCCCCACAGCCUUAGAUCUCACUGGAUCUGGCAUUGAUUUGACAAAUACUAAUAAUGUUGCAUCUCUAGAGGCAUACUCAAAACCAUUAAUUGAUUAUCUGGAGAACUUGCCAGAGGAUGAAAAGGUAAUUUUGGUCGGUCACAGUGCUGGAGGUGCUUGUGUUUCCUAUGCCUUAGAGCAUUUCCCAACUAAAAUUGCAAAAGCAGUAUUUCUUUGUGCCACGAUGAUAUCUGAUGGUCAGAGACCUUUUGAUGUGUUCGCUGAAGAGCUUGGGUCCGCAGAGCUUUUCACCCAGGAGUCUAAGUUUUUAACUUAUGGGAAUGGUAAAGACAAGCCUGCCACUGGCAUCAUGUUCGAGAAGGAGCAAAUGCAUGGGCUAUAUUUCAAUCAGUCUCCUACAAAGGAUGUUGCUUUAGCAAUGGUUUCUAUGAGACCUAUUCCUCUUGGUCCGAUGAUGGACAAGCUGUCACUGACACCUGAAAAGUAUGGAACUAGUCGUAGAUUUUAUAUCCAGACAUUGGAUGAUCAUGCUCUUUCACCAGAUGUCCAAGAAAAGCUUGUGAGAGUAAACCCUCCUGAAGGAGUUUUCAAGAUCAAAGGCAGUGACCAUUCUCCAUUCUUCUCGAAGCCACAGUCACUGCAUAAGAUUUUGGUUGAAAUUGCGCAGAUUCCAUGAUGUUAAUUUCUCUGGUGGAGUUUCUUUCAUAGCGAGAGUGGCUUCAUUGAUUCUUAUUGAGGCUGUAGAAUCCAUGAGGUUGUUGGUUGUACAGAAGAGGAGAAUGACUCAGCUUGUUUUAUAUCCAUUUUCAUAUUUUAUUUCACUUUUAACAUUUUAGGCAUUGGUUCAUAGUUGAAAUAUUCUUCUUGUAGAGUUACAGCUAAGAUAGCAAUUUGACUUGA
Solanum stenotomum is the source of this 1575-nucleotide messenger RNA. Its product is annotated as putative methylesterase 12, chloroplastic. The transcript is spliced from 5 exons. Gene Ontology annotation, molecular function: methyl jasmonate esterase activity; methyl salicylate esterase activity; methyl indole-3-acetate esterase activity. Gene Ontology annotation, biological process: jasmonic acid metabolic process; salicylic acid metabolic process. NCBI's taxonomy places the organism in Eukaryota, Viridiplantae, Streptophyta, Magnoliopsida, Solanales, Solanaceae. The coding region runs from base 299 to 1351 and encodes 350 amino acids. The record is from RefSeq and is a predicted model, not a curated record.